Acanthochromis polyacanthus (spiny chromis) is the source of this 8698-nucleotide messenger RNA. RefSeq names its product kinase insert domain receptor like (gene kdrl). Lineage: Eukaryota; Metazoa; Chordata; Actinopteri; Pomacentridae. The coding region runs from base 2091 to 6068 and encodes 1325 amino acids. The transcript has 30 exons. Gene Ontology annotation, molecular function: ATP binding; transmembrane receptor protein tyrosine kinase activity. Gene Ontology annotation, biological process: positive regulation of kinase activity; cell surface receptor protein tyrosine kinase signaling pathway; multicellular organism development. The record is from RefSeq and is a predicted model, not a curated record. Gene Ontology annotation, cellular component: signaling receptor complex.
UUUUCCUGUUUCCCCCUUCCUCUAACAUUCACAUUUAAUUUAGGAUAUUCUAUUCUGUGUUUCCAUCUUCAUUAUUGAUCAAAUAAUGAGGAUCUUUUUUUUAGAAGUUCAUUUUAGUCUUUUCCAGAGAGCCCAAAUCCCAAAUCCUAAAUCGUCAGCAAGUUACUAGAAUUGGUCUAUAUGCCUGACUUGAAAAUUGACAAAAAUUGACAAUUUAUGAUACUGUUGUCAUCCAAUUUAAUUGUUUCAUUAAAGCUGGAGUAUGAUUGUAGAAACGGCAAGAUUAAACUGGAUUUCGAAAGAGUACAACUGAAAAAAUCCCACCUGCUUACUUCAGGGUUCCCUCCAAAACCACUCCUUCAAAACAUACCGUCUGAGGACAGCUGACGUUGGGGGUUAACACAUCCAAAGAGGCUUCAGAACAUUUUCAAACCUUCCAAUCAAUGCCAAUAUAGACUAAAUGAGACAAAUACCACUGAACAACAUUUCGUCACAACUAGGUUAUAAUUCAGACAUAUACACAAAUAUGUGUAAACACAUCCUAAUGAAACUGGAGGAGGAUGGAGACUGCAUUAGGCACAGUAUAACACCCAAACACAAAAAUAGACAGUCAUCUGACGUGUUUAUCAGUGCAAGAUGUUGCAGGUUUAGGUGGAACUGUAACGUGGGGUUGCACUUUGUCUGCUAUGAUUGUGUUGUCUGCUCACUUGCUCUAGCGCACUGUCCACUAAUAACUUUGCAGUAGACUCCAGUGAUGUGCAGUGAGUGCAUGUAGGUAGGCAAUUACAGAGAAUAAGGUCAACCAAUCAGAAGUGUGUCUUUUUAUUAUCAGAACACUUGAUUUAUUGAUUGCUGUUGGAAUGUAAAAUAUUUUCCUCCAAAGGAUCAAUAAAGCGUCCAUCUUAAGAAUUCAGUCAGAACAAAGAAUGCUUCUGGAAAACACCACAUACUUUAAUAUAGUAGACUCUAAAUCCUGUUUUGCUGAGAUUUGCUCCAAAGCUGCUGUAUGAAUGGGGUCUGGAGACUGUGACAGUUUCCACUCAAGACUGAGUACAGUCAUUUGAGCACCAGGGCAGGCAGUCCGGCCCCCUCCUCUCCCCUCCUGAAGAAAAACAUUUCUGCUGGUUCAUUUACCCAAGAAGGACAAAGGGAAGACUGCAUGCUGGGUGUGUAGAACCAGUUAGUCCCCCAUAGCGUGUUUUUAACGCCAGCUUCUAAAAUAAAUCACUCAAAAUCCAACCCUCUCAGGCAGCAACUUCCAGCAAUUGUUCAUCUGGAGACUUAUCUGUCGCCGUCUUGGCCUAAUGGGAAUCUGUCUUUUACUGAACACUUGCUAAGACAAUUGUAGUAGCAGACAUCUCAAGAACUAUUUUUUGCACAUUUUAUAGACUAUUAUUGUUCUCUUGAAGUGUUUAUGAAUAUAAUUAGACAUCUAAUAUGUUGAGCUCCAUGGUGGCUUGUUGGUUAGCACUUUCGCCUUGCAGCUUCACAUCCUAACUUUCCCGGGAUCUUUCUGCAUGGAGUUUGCGUGUUUUCCCUGUGCAUGCUUGGGCUUUAUCUAGGUACUCCGGCUUCCUCCCACAGCUUAAAAACAUUCUGAGGUUAAUUGGGAAUUCUAAAUUGUCUGUAGGUGUGAAUGUGAGUGUGCUUGUUUGUCUCUAUGUGUAGCCCUGUGAUAGAAUGGUGAUCUGUCCAGGGUGUCUUCUGUCUUCACCCUCAAUCAGCUGGGAUGACUCCAGCCCCUUUACAACACUAAUGAGGAUUAAGCGGUGUAUAGAUAAUGGAUGGAUAGAUGGAUCUAAUAUGUCACAAUUUGAAAGUAAAAGCAUUUCAGCGCACCCUUUUUGGAAAAAUCUGUGCAGAGGAGAGCUAACCUAUUUCUACCCACCCAAAUAUGGAUUUUCCUGGAGCGAAUUCAUGAGAAAACGUAUAAUUAAAAUACUCUAAAUACUGAUAGUGUGCAUGAAAUCUUUGAAUUCUUGAGCUGUGAUAGUGUGGCCUCAAAAUCCCAGAAGGCUAAAAGACUCCCACUGCUGGGAUGUUAUGAAUUUCUUCCAGUGUUCUCAUGUGCCAUAUUUUCUGCUACAGGGAUGGAAGAGUGGUGCUCAUCACAGGCCUCACCUAUAGUACCCACCAACACUCCAGAUCCAGUCCUCAGAAAGGUGGCUGUUGAGUCAGGAUGUGGGCGGAAAGCAGGACACUCUCAGAGAGAGCACUCGCCUAAGCUUCACCCUUCUGAGAAUCCACUCGUUUAUCAGAAGGAUGACAUCUUAACCCUCACAUGCAGAGGGCACGGCGUCCUGCACUGGACACUUGCAGAUGCCCAAAGAUCGAUCCCAUCAGAGAGAGUGAAGGUGGAGCAGUGUAAUUCCAGACAUCACUCUCACUUGCAAUGCAGCAAACUCACAAUCACACACCUGAAUGCCCGUGACACAGGGAGCUACAGCUGCAAAUGCUCCACAGCUGGUUCAGACCACAUCACCUCAACCUACGUCUACGUCACAGAUCCCGAGCAGCCAUUUGUGGAGCCCCAUGAUCCAAUACCUUACUUUCUGGGCAUCUACAGGCACGAAACCAGCCUUGUGAUUCCCUGUCGGACAUCCUUCCCUAAUGCUACUGUGUCACUGAUCGGGGCCCCAGAAUUAUCUGAGGAGAUCAUUAAUGGAAAAGUUUGGGAUCCAAAGGUGGGAUUCAAGAUACCUUAUGGUCCCUACACAGCGUACUCACUGCUAACAUGCAAAACUGUGGUCAAUGGUCGAAAGUUUGAGUCAGUUUACGUCCCUCAGAGACAGACUACUGUCCUUAACAAUGUGAAGAUCACCCCAGAGCGUGUUAGAGUGUUGGUUGGAGACACCUUAAGACUCAACUGUAGUGGGGAAACCACCUAUAAUGGGAGAAUCAACUUCACCUGGGAUUUUCCAAAGAGGAGAGAAAAUCGACAUCAUGAAGUAAAGCUCAAACUCAAACCUGACCUAGUUCUUGUGAUGAGCAAGACUUUAGUGUUGCCAAACAUCACCAUGGAGGAUAGAGGAGUGUAUCGCUGCAAAGCUGAGCUAGAGCCCUCAAAGUACAAGAAUGCUUCAGCAAAAGUCAUUGUCUUUGAGCAUCCGUACCUCAACGUCUCCUACAGGCACGAGCAACAGAGCACAAUGGUUGUCAAUGAAGGGAGAAAGAAGCUUGUGUUUGAGCCGAAAGUCAACGCUUUGCCAGCACCUGACCAGAUAGCGUGGUAUAAGGAUGGCGUCCUGAUACAGAAGAAUUCCACUUGUUACAAGAUGUCUAGUUUCAGCUUGGCCAUCACUGAUGUGCAGGCAAAGCACGCUGGCAUCUUCACCAUAAGGCUGGGCAACAGACUGAAGGGCCUGUACAGGAAUCUGAGCUACACUUUGGUAGUCGACGUGAAACCAACUAUUUUGGAGGCGGAGCUUGCCACUGUGGAUGUGCAGCCCUACAUGUCUGGCAAACAGCAGCAGCUAACCUGUACUGCUUAUGGGUUGCCUCUGCCAACCAUCGCUUGGCUCUGGCAACCGUGUAACUCGGACCCUACGCUUACAAAUUGUUUAGCUUACACCAAACCUAUCCAAGUCAACAUUGAUGACAAGAGUAAUGAUGCCCAAAACUGGAUCAAGGACAUAAAUGUCGAGCCUGCACUGGGUAAAGGAAAAAACAAGACUGCGAGUACAUUGGUGAUUGGAGAGGCUCGUGUGUCGGGACACUACUCCUGUGUGGCCAAGAAUGAGGAUGGCACAAGCAAAAUGACAAUGCCUUUUUACGUUGAUGAUCACCCUGAGGAAAUUACCAUUGAACCUCGCACAGCCAUUGAGGGGAAUGACAUCACUCUGACCUGUCGGGCAACCCGUUACCUCUACACGGACCUGCAGUGGUUGGAUUCCAGGAAUCAAACGGUCACGUCCAACGUGUCUAGUCUCCAGUUCAGCAAUUAUUCCGUUUCACUUUCUCUCCAUCUGUACAAUGUGUCCCAAAGCAGCACUGCAGGGUACAAAUGCCAAGCAAACAAACACCACAAGAAGACUGAAAUCAAGACUGCUGCACUUACUGUGGACGCGAGAAAACGGCCAUGGCUGAGUCAAAAUCUGACUAAUCAGAAUGUGAACAGCAGCAGCACCCUGGUGCUGGCUUGCUCCGCUUCGGGAGUUCCUCAGCCCAACAUCACAUGGUACAAAAAUGGCGUUCGUGUGGAAGAAAGUCCAGGUAUUACACUCGGAGGAGACGGGGCUCUGACCAUCGAAAGGGUGAAGAAAGAUGAUGAGGGUCUGUACGAGUGUGUCGCCAGCAACGUCGAGGGCGUCGCAAAAUCAAGUUCUGUUGUUACUGUGGUCGGAGUUGAAGGGAAGCCAAACGUUGAGGUCAUAAUUUUGGUGUGUACUGGAGCUGCAGCCACGUUCCUCUGGCUUAUGCUUAUCCUCUUCAUUCGCAAGCUGAGGAAGCAACCUGCACACUACAAGAUGGGUCCAUCCAUCAUCAUUGAUCCUGACGAGUAUCCUCUGGACGAGCAGAACGACCUUCUUCAAUAUGACAGCAGCAAAUGGGAGUUUCCCCGAGACCGCCUGCGACUAGGGAAAACUCUCGGCCAUGGAGCUUUUGGGAAAGUCGUUGAGGCUUCUGCCUUUGGAAUCGACAAGCUGUCAACCUGUAAAACUGUUGCGGUGAAAAUGCUGAAAGGAGGUGCUACAUCAAAUGAGCGGAAAGCCCUGAUGUCAGAGCUAAAGAUCCUGAUUCACAUCGGUCAUCACCUGAAUGUGGUCAACCUGCUGGGAGCCUGCACCAAACCUGGAGGACCCUUGAUGAUGAUUGUAGAGUUCUGCAAAUACGGCAACUUGUCCAACUAUCUGAGGGGCAAGAGAGAAGACUUCAUCGUGUACAAGAGCCAGGACGGUAAGGUGGUGUCUUCAGGAUCGGGCUGCGAGCUGAGCGAGCUGAUGAAGCGCCGCCUGGAGAGCGUAGCCAGCACCGGAAGCUCCGCCAGCUCUGGCUUCAUCGAAGAUAAGAGCUACUGCGACUCAGAGGAAGAGGAAGAAGAAUCUGAGGACCUGUACAAGAGAGUCCUGACACUGGAAGAUUUAAUUUGCUACAGUUUCCAAGUUGCAAAAGGCAUGGAGUUCUUGGCAUCACGCAAGUGCAUUCAUCGUGAUUUGGCUGCACGAAACAUCCUCCUCUCUGAGAAUAACGUUGUAAAGAUUUGUGAUUUUGGACUCGCCCGGGACAUCUACAAAGACCCGGAUUAUGUGCGCAAAGGAGAUGCUAGACUGCCACUCAAGUGGAUGGCACCUGAGGCCAUUUUUGACAAGAUCUACACAACUCAGAGCGACGUUUGGUCCUUUGGUGUUCUCAUGUGGGAGAUCUUCUCUCUGGGUGCUUCCCCAUACCCUGGUGUCCAGAUUGAUGAAGAAUUUUGCUGCCGAUUGAAAGAGGGAACCAGGAUGAGAGCACCAGAAUAUUCUUCCUCUGAAAUAUAUCAGACGAUGCUGGACUGCUGGCAGGGUGAGCCUCAGGAGCGACCAACCUUCACUGAGCUGGUGGAAAGGCUGGGAGACCUGCUUCAGGCCAGCGUGCAACAGGAGGGUAAGCACUACAUACCCAUCAACACAGCCUUGCUGGCGAAGGUGGGAGACCAGACCACCGCAGUGAUAUCAGAGGAGACGCCGACACGACCCGUUUCCCACCGCGACUCAGGGAGUACCUGGAACAUCAAGAUCCGUCCUGCUAGCGUAAAAACCUUUGACGAGGUUACCAUGGAGAACGGGAGCGAUGAGAACCACGAGGGUCAGUCGGACAGCGGGAUGGGGCUUUCUUCUGACAACAUGAAGACACUGAUGCGCUUCGAAUCACUGGCAGGCCGACCUCUGAGCAUCAUGGCUCUGGCGAUGAAGGCGGUGAGUAAGAGUAAAGAGUCUGUGCUGAGUGACACAGAGAAGGAGAAGUAUCCAUCCUCGGUUCCUCCUUUAGACUUAAGUCUGGAUGACUCAGCUCUGGAUGCCAACCUGGAGUGUCACAGCCCGCCGCCCGACUACAACUCCGUGGUUCGCUACUCCACCCCUCCUGUGUAACCUCCUGCUUCACCCCCAGAGACCGUGAGACUGACAGCCUCAAGGCCUUUGCUUUGUUCUCCUCUGUUUUGACUCUUAUCUGCAGACCGUUCUGUGGCAACGUUUGAAAGGGAAACAUGAGAUUCCCUCUUCAAGUGUUUAGAAAAGACGCUCAUGGAUUAGCUUGACUGUAACCUUUGCAUCUUCCAGCUUCUGGAGCGUCUGCUGUGCAACACAAGGAAACCUGCUGAGCGUUGAUUCCUUUCCAGUUUUCAGACGUAGGCUCACGUCCAUGCUGCUGGUCCGUUCCACAUUCACUGUGAUGUCAAACAGUUAAAAACAGGCUCAGGUAUUUCUUUGAUCUACUGUGAAACAAACCGCAAUGACUCCAGCUAUACCACAGAUCUGAACAAACCUUUGAUGAUAAAGAGAAACAUCCAGGAGAGGCUGUUUGAGUAUAUUUCAAUUUUAUUGAAAAAGUGAAAACUGCAAAUUCAUUUAUGGAGGAAAAGUCAAAGAAAAAUUGUAAUGUGGCUGCAUCUGUCUGUGUGAUCGUUAAUUUUUGCUCAAAGCAAAAUGAAGAUGAAAAAAAAGAAAUAUUAAUGCUAAAACUCUGUUAUUUGUAAUCUGACUUCAUAAAAAAGAAUCCAGCUCAGUAACUCAGGCUGACCCAGAGUGAGAGGAGAGGAGAGGAGGACUCUGGACUGAACGGAUGUUUAAGGUUUCUUAAGUUUUGGAAAAUCAGAUGUUAUUGGGGGAAACAGAACAGAUUUAACAUUACAGCUCAACCAUGACUUACUGCUAAUGUUCAGUCCUCCUCCUGUCCCAGUCGGGUGUUGAGUCGUCUUUGGUAAAAACUCAAAGUUAGCGGGAAACCAGAUUUGUGUAUUUUCUUUAUGUACAGAUUUAGUUAGAAACAUGAAAGAAGACUUCAUAGGAACAGUUUAAUCAGAACGCACUAGUUAAAUAAAUGACCUGUGUAUUUAUAGAGAUUGUAAACACUGCCACGUAGUCCUCCACCUCUGUUUAGACUCUUAUGUAAAAGUUAACCAAAGCAUUUUCCAGCUCAGUCUUCCUGAUGCCGACACGUAAUACUCCGGUGUUUAAUUCCAGACUUAUAUGCUGUUUGUGCUGCUGUAAUCACUGAUCGUAAAAGCUGAGCGAAUCUGAUUCUGCAGAAAAAGCUGAGUGGGAUCUUCUCCGUCCUUUUUGUUGUGCUAGUGAAGCUUGCAGUGCGAGUUUCAGAGUCUCUACGUGUGUGACGUUAGCACAACCCGUUCUGACUCAGUUACAUUAUUCAACAUGUAAAACCUCCACGUUGAGCAGUUUAUUCGAAAAAUAAGAUUUACUAAGCAGAACCUUCAGUCUGGCUGGUAUUAGCACUCGUUCUGUAGAAACACAGCUAGCUUGUGUGUGUGUUUUGUUUUGUUUUUUUACCACUAAAGAAACAAUAUUUGUCAGGCAGUGCAAAGUGGAUAUUUUGAACUGGUGCGUUUCCAAAGGAGUCAGUUUUGUUAGUGACCAAAUUUUUGUUUAUGUGGAGAAGAAUUGAUAAUGCACUGAUACUUUUUCAGGCAGUUUCCCAGAUGUGCAUUAACCGUCGUGUUGUCCUGCGGGUCAAAUAGAACCGUUUCACAGUUUGAAAAUGUGGGGAAAAAUAUAUAUUUUCACAGUGAAACUUUUGAUGUCUACAUUUUCAACAUGUUUAGGAAUUUUUUGAACAUUUUUUGGUGGACAAAAGAAAUGUUAAAAAUGUUUCUUUAAGAACACUCACCAAAAAACAGAUUUUUUUUGGUGAGUGUUCUUAAAGAAAAUAGUAGAAGUCUUAUAUAUAUAUAUAUAUAUAUAUAUAUAUAUAUAUAUAUAUAUAAAUCACUUUUUACUAAUUUUUUGAAAAUAUUGACAAGAUUUUUUUUUGUUGCCAAAUUUGAGGAAAACUUUUAAGGAAUUAUUUGAAUUUUCUUCCUGAAGGUUUUGCAAAUUUUCAGAAAUUUGGGGGAUUUUUUUUGCUGAAUUUUCGGAUUUAUUUAUUUUUUUCCAGACAAGGAAACAAUAUUUUUUGGUGCCGAUAGAUGAGGACAACAGGAGGGUUAAGUCAAGUCCGACACUAAAAGAAAUAUUCACCGGACACCGAAGAGAGUUGAAGCCUAAUCCAUGUCUGGGAAAACUGAGCCGAUGUCAAGUAUAAGUUUUUGUAUUUCAAAGGUAUAUUAUGAAACAGUAUUGAGGGUCACAUGUUACAAAGAAUUUAUUUUUUGUUUGUAUUUAACUCUUACCUGUAGUAAGCUACAUAGUAGGAAAAUUAACAUUUGUGGUAUUUGUUGUAUUAUUUCUUGCCGGCCUAACACCAUCAAUGUACUGCUUUCAUUUAACGGAUUGUGUUUAUAUAAUUCACUCAUACAUUUCCAGCUUCAUAUGAACGGUUAUUUUCUGCUGUCACAGUAACAUUCAAAGAUUUCCCCCGACUGCAAAGAGUUAUUUGGAUGUUGGAUUUUAUUGCAUUUCUUUACAAACAACCACAAGUGUUCGUCCCUGCAGCAGCUCAAAGCUUCCUCCUGGCUGCUGUUGAUGCAGUUUUAAUGUUCCCAACACUGUUAACUGAACAUAUGAAGUAAAUAAAUGAAUAAAGAUCUAUAUUUAUACAUUACAAA